CUUGGAAGCUGCUAGGCGGAAGUAGACCUUCAGACCGGGGCCGGGCGGCACUGAGUCCACAUCCGGGAGAGGCGAGGAGAGCGGAAGUGGCGUUGGUCUGGACGGAGCCCUUGGGUGAAAUUGUUAGGCGUGGAGAGGGAGUGAUGUCUUCCAGGCUCGGUGCAGUCCCCGCCACCCCGGGACCCACAUCCUUUAAGCAGCAGAGGAGCACCAGAAUCGUGGGAGCGAAGAAUAGCAGGACCCAGUGCUCUCCCAUAAAGGACAACAGUUUCCAGUACACCAUCCCUCAUGAUGACUCCUUAAGUGGUUCUUCAUCUGCCUCUUCAUGUGAACAAGUGAAUGAUUUCCCAGCAUCCUUCCGAAAAUCUUCAUACUGGAGGAAAAUGAAGAAGAUCAAGCAAGCUGCUUCUCCUCACAUUGAAGGGUCAGGUGGAGUGUCUGCCAAAGGGAAGAGGAAACCCCGGCAGGAAGAGGAUGAAGACUAUGGACAGUUUCCUCAGAAGAAGCAUAAACUUUAUGGGAGGAGGCAACGGCCUAAAACUCAGCCUAAUCCCAAACCCCAGGCUCGCCGUAUACGGAAGGAACCACCAGUUUAUGCAGCAGGCAGUUUGGAGGAACAGUGGUACUUAGAAAUUGUGGAUAAAGGCAGUGUUUCCUGUCCUACCUGCCAGGUAGUAGGGAGGAAGACCAUAGAGGGUUUGAAGAAACACAUGGAAAACUGCAAACAGGAAAUGUUUACUUGCCAUCACUGUGGGAAACAACUGCGUUCCUCGGCAGGGAUGAAGUAUCAUGUCAUGGCGAAUCAUAAUAGUUUGCCCAUUUCAAAGACUGGAGAUGAAAUUGAUGAGCCAAGUGAGAAGGAACGGCUCCGAACAGUUCUAAAGAGACUGGGAAAACUCAGGUGCAUGCGAGAGAGUUGCUCCAGUACCUUCAGCAGCAUCAUGGGAUAUCUGUACCAUGUUAGAAAGUGUGGCAAAGAGGCUGCAGAGCUGGAGAAGAUGACCUUAAAAUGUCACCACUGUGAAAAACCAUAUAGGUCUAAGGCUGGUCUCGCAUAUCACCUGAGGUCAGAACAUGCACCUGUCUCCUUCUUUCCGGAGUCAGGACAGCCAGACUGCUUAAAGGAGAUGAAUCUGGAAGCAAAGAGUGGGGGGCGAGUUCAGAGACGCUCUGCCAAGAUUGCUGUGUACCACCUGCAGGAGCUGGCCUCUGUUGAACUGGCCAAGGAGUGGCCUAAGAGGAAAGUGCUCCAGGACCUGGUACCUGAUGACCGGAAGUUAAAAUAUACUCGACCUGGGCUGCCUACUUUCAGCCAGGAAGUACUACACAAAUGGAAGACAGAUAUCAAGAAGUAUCAUCGCAUUCAGUGUCCUAACCAGGGUUGUGAGGCUGUGUACAGUAGUGUGUCUGGCCUUAAAGCUCACCUUGGCUCGUGUACAUUGGGAACUUUUGUGGCUGGAAAAUACAAGUGUCUUCUAUGCCAGAAAGAGUUUGUGUCAGAGAGUGGUGUCAAGUAUCACAUCAACUCUGUCCAUGCUGAGGAUUGGUUUGUUGUAAACCCAACAACAACAAAAAGCUUUGAAAAGCUGAUGAAGAUAAAGCAGAAACAGCAAGAGGAAGAAACGCGCAGACAGGAGCACAGGAGCAGAAGGUCACUAAGAAGGCUGCAGCAGCCUGGCAUUGAGCUUCCUGAGACCCAACUGAGCGUUAGAGUAGGGAAGGAUCAGAGGAGGAAUAAUGAGGAACUGGUCAUGUGGACCUCCUGUAAGGAAUCAGAGCAGGAACCUGUUGCAGCUCAGUUCCAGAAAACAAAGCCCCCAAAGACGAAUCAUAAACGAGGAAGGAAAUAGGCAGUCCAUGAAAGCACUCCUGGGAGUGCUGUUGUCAGGGGACCUGUGCUGGGAGGCCUGAGGCACCGGGCUGUGACUUUCUCAGCUCCUUCCUCCUGUGUAAAUUUCAUUGUCUUCCCUAUUUAUUCACUCUCAUUCCUUCCCCAGACCCCUUGUAGCAGGAUUUUCUACUAUUUUCCAUGGGAGUCCUCCUGUUUUUUUCUUCUCUUGCCCAAAGAGAUCCCUCUUAAGGCCCACUGUAGGCCCCUCUUGGCCUGUACAAGACUAAGAAUGGUGUUUACUUGUCCUUUCCAUCCUGAGGUUCAAAUGUUCUUGGAAACUCCAUUGAUUUAGUAGCCACUCCAUUGUGUAACUUAUAAAAUAACUUCAAACUACUUUUUAAAAAAAAUUAUUGGUUUAUCAUUUUGUAUUUGUAAUACAAGCAGCCUUGAAGCUAGAACUGUUGUUGAUUACUUAAUAGGGUUACCCCAAAUCCUUGGGAAGCAAAACUUUGUAGAAGCUGCUUGUCCUCAAUAUGAUUGAAAAAGAAAAAAAGACUUAGCAUGGAAAAGCUAGAACCUCCUUACAUUGGUUAACUUGGGAGGUGCUUUGUCUGUACCAAGUAGCAGUGAUUAACUAAAUCCAUGGGCAUGAAAAGCAGUCUGAGGAGUAGUGUCUCAAGUAUUAAAAUGACUAGGAAGAAAAGAAUAGAAGCAGUAAUAAAAAAACAGCCCAUCUUUCCUGGGACCCAAAGCCUCAUGUGUUGCUGUGGCCAGUGCCCUCCUAAAGUCUGCUUUUGCUCCCUUGGUUUUAAAGGUUGUGAAUGUCCUGUGCCCCUGGUGUUUGGACACAGCGCCUUGGUAUACUUGGCAGUGCCAGUAAGAUGGGAAUCCAAGGCGCACCUUCCUUCUCCCUGGACUUUACCUCACCUUGCCAAGUCCUUACCAGUCCUGUACCUUACCU
Molecule: messenger RNA, 2792 nt
Organism: Octodon degus (degu)
Lineage: Eukaryota; Metazoa; Chordata; Mammalia; Rodentia; Octodontidae
Gene: Znf512
Product: zinc finger protein 512
Exons: 14
Coding region: 144-1850 (568 amino acids)
Molecular function (GO): zinc ion binding
Source: RefSeq, a predicted model, not a curated record